CGGGAGGAAAUCGUUGAAUCGCAAAGAUGUUUCCGGUCUCUCGUAAACGUAUAUGAAAUCAUAAACGUGGAAAACAAUCUGGGAGACAAAUCUCUGCGCUGAGCCCAAUUGCACAAACGUAAAGCGACAAACGGGAAGCCGAGUGGCUCCGAGUUUCCGCUGCUCCGAAUUUGAAUUUGGCGCGGGAGUCCGUCGUCGGGUCCCGGUUCCGGUGGUGCCCGUCGCUUCCGCCGCGCGUGACUUCGUGCCCGACAGUGCCGACACACUCGCCGCGACGACCAGCUGCGCAGCUCUCUCGCUGCUUCGGGGACAACUUCAGAUGCUUCCGAGCCACGGAACGGGACGGACGCGCGCGUUUGUUGGUGUCGAGUCGUGAGUCCGCGCGGUAUCGUGUUCCUUUUUCCCCUCCUUCGCCCCACCUCCCUUUGCUCCGAGAAAAGAGACUGACACCCCGGCUGCGGUAAGGGUAGACACCCCGCGAAUACAUUCGAUUGAGUAACUCGCGCGCGCUUCGAGGCCCACCUUCAAUCGUUCGUCGUUCCUCUCGUCGUCGUCUUCGUCGUUUUUUUUCCUCCUCCCUCCUUUCCCCCCCACCCUCCUCCCUCAUGCGUCGUCCGAGCACGCGGUCGAGCACGCGCCGACCCGAGAUGCGCCACCAGGUAUUUAUGUAGUACCGACCACUGCCGCCUUCGAGCGUCGCACACCCGCCACCCCCGUCGCAUCGGAAGGGAGGAAACAACCACCCCGGCAUCUCCCGAGGAAGACUCGUCGCCGUCGUCCCCGUCGUCGCCGUCGCCGUCGCCGUCGGGCAGCGUGAGUGAGAAGGCGAGGAAGAAGGCGAGAGAGAUAUUCCGAUUCCGGAUUCGGGAACGGAAGUGGAGCCGACGACGAUGGAUCAGAAACGCGUGUACAAGUUGGUGCUGACCGGAGGACCAUGCGGCGGCAAGACAACCGGGCAGGCCAGGCUGUGCACCUUCUUCGAGAACAUGGGCUGGAAGGUGUUCCGUGUCCCCGAGACAGCGACCGUGCUGCUCAGUGGCGGCAUCAAGUUUACAGACCUGAACGCGGAGGAGGCAUUCAAAUUUCAGGAAAAUCUUUUGCGCACGAUGAUACAAAUCGAGAACACGUUCUUUCAACUGGGUGAGAGCUGUUCGAGGAAUUGCCUGAUCAUCUGUGAUCGCGGUGCUAUGGACGCCUCCGCCUUUAUUUCGAAAGAUAAAUGGGAGCUCAUGAUGGCCUCGAACGGAUGGAACAACGUCGAACUAAGAGACAACAGAUAUAACCAGAUCCUCCACAUGGUUUCGGCCGCGAACGGCGCUGAAGAGUUCUACUCGACGGAGGAACACGCGUGUCGCUCCGAGGGUGUCGAACUUGCUCGGGAGCUGGAUUAUAAGGCCGCGGCUUCCUGGGUGGGCCACCCAUACUUCGACGUUAUCGACAACUCGCAGGAUUUCGAGUCUAAGAUCUGCCGGAUGAUCGAGUGCGUGUGCCAGAAACUGGGCAUCGACACCGGCGACCGGUUGCGCGCCAGCAGUCGCAAGGUCAAGUUCCUCGUGAAGGCGCCGCUGCCGGCGGACAGCGAGUUCCCGCCUUUCCAGGACUUCGACGUCGUGCAUAAUUACCUCCAAAGCAACAAUCCCAAGAUGCAGGCCCGUCUACGCAAGCGCGGCCAGAAAGGUCACUGGUCAUAUAUCCACACGAUUCGCCGACCGAAGAUGUGCGGCCAAGUGAUCGAGGUGAAGACCCAACUGACGCACCGAGACUACCUGAACAUGUUGGCCCAGCGCGACGAUUCGCACUUCACUAUUUUCAAGCGUCGCCGUUGCUUUCUCAUCAACAAUCAGUAUUUCCAGUUAGACAUAUACAGAGAACCGGCGCAUCCCAGAUGUCGAGGCUUGAUGUUGCUCGAGACCUACACGGCGUUGACGGGUGACGAGCUGAAAAACAUUCUGCCUCAAUUCCUGACGAUUGAGAAGGAGGUCACCGGCAAUCCGGAUUAUAGCAUGUUCAAUCUCAGCUUACGCGAAGAAUGGAAUAGCACCAAUAAAUAUUGCCACGGCAUCAUGCAAUUGGCAGAGAGUCAAAGUGCCCCGAUCUCGAAGAGUCUAACGACCGAAGUGCAAAGUAACGGACUCGAUUUCAAAACCAGCAGCGCAUUGGGUUCGAUUACAAACCGUCAGCAAGCGAUCGUCAAGAAGAGCAUCCAAAACGGUCUGACGAACGGUAAAGCGACAUUCGCCGAGCGAUGUAACAUGAACGGCGACGGCCAAAAGCUGGAAGUGCGCAAUUCGACCAUGAGGCCGGAGGAGAGUUUGCGAGAGUUAAAGGUCGAUAAACCGCAAAAGAACGGAUUUGAUUAAUAGAUUCUAAUGCGGAAAAUUGAGUAACAGUAAAGUCUUUUUAAUAAUAAGCGAUUCGCGAAUAUUCCGAGCUGUAGCACAGGGACUUAACGUUAUCAGUGUCGGCGCGAAUUAUCUGAAUUAAUAUUGAAUGAACUACUAGUGCGAUAGUCUUCUAUAUAAAAUUUCACAGAUAAUAUCUAUUUUUUAAUCAAACUUGCGUGUCGUACUUAAGGAACUUUCAUGAAAGGUCUUACGGUCAGUUUCGUCAACGUCGAUUAAACUUGGAUCAGAAUCAAGAGAUCCAGUGUAAAUCUUUCGAAAAUUUACGACGAAAUUUCAGAAAGUCUCAAGAUAUCUAAAAAAUUUUUGAAUAAUACAUUUGUCAUUCUCUCAACAUUUUCUUACAAUUUUAAAAAAUUCCUAAAAUUUUAAAUGAAGAAAUAUUUGGAGGGAAAUGUCGAUUAUAUAUACAUAUAUAUAUAUAAAAUUGUCACUUUCGUCAAAUGCUUGUGUGAUAUUUAAUAUCGAUUUCUGGUAAAAAUUAAGUUUUACCAGAUUCACCGUAACUUAUUAUCACUUCUUUUUAAAUUUCCGCAUGAAAGAAGAGAAGAAUGAGCCAAAGAGAUAAGUUAGAGAUGAAUUGAACAAGAGCUAAAGUUACGCGACAUUGAUGAAACGAGGUCCUAGCAUGUUUUCAAUACAGCUUCAUUAAAUGAGCGAUGUGCAUUGAUGCAUCAAGUGUUUGUACUUCACUUUACUUUAGUCCAGUUUUACUCUUUAUACGCCUCAAGUAUUGUCUAACAACCAUCGAAAGCUCGAAAGAACGAUUGUGAUAGAGAAAUGCGCGUAUCGUAUUGCGAGAAAUCGACGUUUGGAAACGUGAUUUUCUCAAGAAGAAAGAGAAAUAUCGACGCAUUUUAAGACAGCAACGUUAUCGGGCCACACACCGUAAGAAACGGUUGAAAAAUUCUCUUGAGACUAUCGCAAAAUCUUUUGGGAAUCUUUAAGGAAUUCAAAUGUGUUAAAUAUCUCUGUAAUGUACUUAAUGUCAAAAAAAAGAUCACAAAAGACGUUAAAAAUUUAUGUUCCAACGAUAUUGUAGUAUUUUGCGAUACAUAGGUGAUACAGUAAUGCAAUAUCGAAGUUACAGGUUUUAAAGUGAGCUAUCAGAUCUCUAGCACUUGUAUACAUUUCUAUGUAUAUCAGAAAAAAAUUUGAUAUUAAAAUAUUUCGUAAAAUCCUUGAAGCACGAAUUUUACGCAGAUAUACAAUCAUGUGAUUGUUUUUUAUUUUUUAAUUAAUACCGGAUAUUGUAAAUUUGAAAAAUGCUUGGAAAUUUGCUUGAUCGCGAAAUAAUAGUUUAUGUAAUUGGAGAAAAGAAUUGAAACCUGUAUAACUUUUUAAUGAUGUUAUUAGUCGAACUAUUGCUUUUAAAGAUUUCUAAUAUAUAUAUUUAUAUCUCUUUUUAUCUUUUGAAAAUUAAACUUUUUCAGAUUUCAAUUUUUAUAGGACAAUUGAAUUGUAAAAAGUUCCUGACUUUAAGGAUUGAAGA
Temnothorax curvispinosus is the source of this 3894-nucleotide messenger RNA. Its product is annotated as TRPL translocation defect protein 14-like. The record is from RefSeq and is a predicted model, not a curated record. Bases 891 to 2360 code for a protein of 489 amino acids. Lineage: Eukaryota; Metazoa; Arthropoda; Insecta; Hymenoptera; Formicidae. The transcript is spliced from 11 exons. Gene Ontology annotation, molecular function: phosphatidic acid binding; GTP binding; phosphatidylinositol binding. Gene Ontology annotation, biological process: photoreceptor cell maintenance.